CAUGGCCACUGCGGAUAGUGAGUGUGGAGCUGUUCUUUGUCGUCUUUCAGAGGUAACUCAAACGAAUGAAAACCCUAGUUCUUUUCAGAACUCUUGCACGGGUAUUCAGGAGUUUGUUACAUCUGAAGCUUAUGGCAAGGAAAUCCCAGAAACGUCGACGAAGGCGAAGAUAGUUGGUGUAAAUUCGAAUACCGUUGCAAGUCCAGAUGAAGAACUCUCGACAUUUGGUCGCUUAGAUUGGACAAAGUCUUUGGCUAAUCUUCCAUCUUUUACGCACGAGAAGCUUGAGCAUAAGCUAGUUAAAAGUAGAAGAGGAAAAUCCGAUAAUUAUGCGCCUAACGCUUUUAGAAAUAUGAAGAAAGGUUACGGUCUCUGGUGAGAAGGAUAUGUAAAGAAUACAAUGGUAAAAGCAAAUGUUCCUACUUCAAAUGGGGAGGUUGUAUUUGUUGUAAAGGCGCGUGUUGGUGCAUCUAUGAAAAGUGUGAGCUACUCUGUAUUUGUUCAUUUAAAUCAGAGAACUGCUGCAGUGGAGUAUAGUAUUUGUAACUGUAAAGCAGGACAAGGUGGAUGCUGCAAACAUGUCGCAGCGUUACUUUACACAGUGUUAGACUUUGUGAAUCUUAAGCUUUCUGCUGUUCCUGCCGAACUUACGUGUACUCAGCUACCUCAAAAAUGGAAUGUACCAUCUGGCAAUUCUAAAACUCUUGAGAAAGCUGUAAAAUUUGUACACUUGCUUUUUGAAAAGGCUGAUGUAAAUAAAACCAAUAAACAACAUUCUGUAAGAGGUGUUAGAGAGAACUACUGCUCGACCCCACCAUAUGCACAAGAACUUACCAAAGAAGACAUCAAAAUAAUGGCAGAUGCCUUUCAAAAAGUUAAUAGGGCAUCAUUGUUAUGCGAAGCAUUUAAAUCAAAUGAAUAUCAGCCUUGUAAUACUUUUGAGACUUCUUGCAAUCGAAUGAUAAAGAGGAGAAAGCUGGUGUGGAGUCUUUGCCUGAAGAUCCAUCUUCGUGUAUUAUAAACAAGGUUUUUAAGAAUGUGGCUACAGAUUAUAGUCCUUCUUUGGGCUAUUCUAAACAACAAUUGGAUGUAAUCUUGAAAACAGUUUUUGUCACAGUUAUCCAAGCCAAAGAAAUAUGCAUGAAUACAAUCGAACAACGUAAAAGUCCUUCUUGGUAUGAUGAAAGGUGCAAAAGACUAACUGCUUCUAUUUUUGGUAAAGUUAUAAAUCGAAGAAAAACUAUACACCCUACAUCUGUGCUUAAAACAAUCACCAAAUCUAACAAAUUGUUUAAAAAUAUACCUCAACCACUAAAGUGGGGUAUAGAUAAUGAGAAGAUUGCUCUUGAAAAAUACAAAGCUAAAUCUUUACUGGAAGAAAAUACACACUUAAGCCAUUGUGGCCUGGUUAUUAGCCCGAAAUGGCCAUGGCUUGGAUGUAGUCUACCUUGUCCUGCUUUACAGUUACAAAUACUAUACUCCACUUCAGCAGUUCUCUGAUUUAAAUGAACAAAUACAGAGUAGCUCACACUUUUCAUAGAUGCACCAACACGCGCCUUUACUGUGUAGACGUCACUUCCUGUUGAAUAUUACUCCGCUUAUAAUGUAUAUAUAUAGAUGACAUUUAGAUAAAAGGGCACUUAAUAAAAACUCUACAU
Molecule: messenger RNA, 1658 nt
Organism: Xenia sp. Carnegie-2017
Lineage: Eukaryota; Metazoa; Cnidaria; Anthozoa; Malacalcyonacea; Xeniidae
Exons: 1
Coding region: 401-1021 (206 amino acids)
Molecular function (GO): zinc ion binding
Source: RefSeq, a predicted model, not a curated record